Molecule: messenger RNA, 4064 nt
Organism: Camelina sativa (false flax)
Lineage: Eukaryota; Viridiplantae; Streptophyta; Magnoliopsida; Brassicales; Brassicaceae
Source: RefSeq, a predicted model, not a curated record
UGAUACUGUUGGUAUAUUCUCUUCUUCUCCACCGAAUAUAUCUUUGCCUUUGCCCCCUUCCUUCGAUGUGAUACCUAACCACCACUCUCUCAAUUCUCAUCACACAACCAACCCCAAACCACCACAGCAAAAAAAAAAACAGAGCUGAGAGAACCCCGAAACAGAGUGCCUAAAAGUGUUCGUUUUUUUUUUUUUUUUUUUGCAAUGGUUUGGAGGUUUGUUAAUGGCGUUAUAGACUCUUGGGACUAAAAGGGAGAAGGAAGUAGUCUGUGCAUUUUCUUGAUUUCUCACUGUUUCUCCUCCGCUUUAGAGAGGAAUAGGCGAGGAAUUGAGAUUUAUAAAAAGGGCUUCUUUUUCUCGCGUUUGUGUAUAAAGCCUGACGCUUCUCUCAUGGUUCGAUGGAAAUUCUUGAGUGAUGGAGGCAAAUCUAGUUUACAUCACAUGAGCAAUUAACGACAUGUCAUCAUGAUGGUCUCACUAUCGCAUUGGUGGGAAUAUGCGUGAAUGAUUUGUCAAGACACCGAUCUUUUUGCCUCACUUCGUUUUUCAUUUGUGUGAACUCUAUCUUGUUUCCUCUAUAUACUUUGGAUCCUAGCUCCUUUAGGGCAAAUCUCCUUUGGCAAAAGUUAAAAUUAAGCAGCAGUAGCAGAAGUGAAGUUUCUCCCAUUAGGUGCCUUUGAUACAAGUUACUUCACUUUGGAGACUUCAACUUUAAGCCUUUCAAGUUUUCUUUGAGGUUUGAAGCUCCACCCUCAUUCUAGGGCAUAUCUCCUUUGGCAAUUGGAACUCCAAUCACAUAUUGGAUUCCCCUUUGAAGUUUAUCCAACUGGAAACUUCAGUCCAUUCGUUGGGCAUAUCUCCUUUGGCAUUUCAGAGUCCUCAGUUGGCUCACCUUAUCUCCAGUUCGAGCAAAUCUCCUUUGGCAUUAUCCGAGUCUUACAGUUGACUCCUAUUAUCUUUAUCUUAGUCGACCAGAUCUCAUCACGGUCUGUAGUUUCAGUAGACCUUUGCUGUUAGUCCAUAUCAGUCAUCUUACGCGCCUAUAAACGUAAGUGGAUUGGUUAAGAAAGACUGCACGGAAGCAUUUCUCAUCAAGGCAUCUAAACUAUGGAUCUUACUGACUCUGAUUGGGAUAGCUCCAGCGACAGUGGUAGCAGUGAACACGAAGAAGUUGAGUUUUCUUAUGGUGUACGAGCUCAGAACAUUUUCUCAAACCUUGAAGAGACCAUUGGAAAAAUCGAUGAGUUCUUGUCCUUCGAGAGGGGAUUUAUGUAUGGUGACAUUGUGCGGUCCACAACUGAAGCAUCAGGACAGAGUGGCAGGGCUAUCAACAUUGACAUGUUUGUCAACCUCGAGAGUACUCAUGGUAAGAUCAUAAAGGAAGUUGAUACCAAGAGGCUUCAAAAGUUGCGUUCUAUCUCACUCUGUGAUUAUGUGAUUAACGGACCUUGGCUUGGAAGGGUUGACAAAAUAGUUGAGCGUGUCUCUGUCACCCUCGACGACGGUUCCAAUUAUGAGGUCCUUGUAAGCGAUCAAGAUAAACUUGUGGCCAUUCCCCCAAAUUUGCUCGAGGAUUCUCUGUAUUCUUAUUACCCAGGGCAAAGAGUUCAGGUAAAGCUGGCACAUGCUCCCAGAUCAACAACAUGGUUAUGCGGGAACUGGAGGGAGAACCAGGUUAUGGGAACUGUUUGCGCUGUAGAAGCAGGACUUGUCUAUGUCGAUUGGGUUGCCUCCAUCGUAAUGGGUGGUGAUCGGAAUUUAACUGCACCUCAAGCUUUGCAGAAUCCUGAGACUUUAACUUUGUUACCUUGUGUUUCUCAUGCAAGUUGGCAGCUUGGUGACUGGUGUAUACUCCCUAGCUCUUCUCACUCGGAUACAGCAGAGCGACAAACUCCAUAUGUGGCUGCCUACAAUCCCAACGAAUGCCAUAAGACAUUCCAAAAAGGGUUUAACAGAAAUAUUCAGAGCUCAAGCUUGGAUGAGCUUUUUGUUAUUACGAAGACAAAGAUGAAGGUUGAUGUUAUGUGGCAAGAUGGUAGCUGCAGUCUGGGAGUUGAUUCCCAACAGCUGCUUCCUGUUGGUGCUGUUAAUGCUCAUGAUUUUUGGCCCGAACAGUUUGUUGUGGAAAAGGAAACCUGCAACAGCACAAAAUGGGGAGUUGUGAAGGCUGUUAAUGCAAAGGAACAAACUGUGAAGGUACAAUGGACAACACAGGUGGAGAAAGAAGCAACAGGUUGUGUUAAUGAGCAGAUGGAGGAAAUGGUCAGUUCUUAUGAACUGCUUGAACACCCUGAUUUUGGAUUCUGUUUCAGCGAUGUGGUGGUCAGGUUACUUCCACAAGGAAAAACUGAUUCAAAUGCAGAUAAAAUCGUCGCUACAGAGACCAAACACCUACUUACAGAGAGUGACUACAGUGGUGCAUAUUAUUUGUCAAGUAUUGGUGUUGUUACAGGUUUUAAAAAUGGUGCCGUGGAGGUGAAAUGGGCCAAUGGUUCUACUAGUAAGGUUGCACCAUGUGAAAUUUGGAGGAUGGAAAGGUCUGAAUUUUCCAACUCUGGCAGUAUAAAUUCGGAAGGCACUGUUCAAGAUCUAAGUCAGAAGAUUAGUCAAUCAGAUGAAGCAUCUUCAAACCAUCAGGAAACGGGUCUGGUGAAGCUCUACAGUGUUGGUGAAGGCCGCAACAAGAACAUUGCGGAAUGUAGUUCAUUUUUCCUUCCAAAAGCUGCCAUUGGAUUUAUCACAAACCUUGCAUCAAGCCUUUUCGGUUCUCAGAGUUCCACUUCGCAUUCACGUUGCAAUGAUUCUGAAGAUCAAAGUGACUCUGAGGUCCUUGUUCAAGAAGUAACAGAAUCAUAUGACAUCUCUGAAUCAAAUUCAGGUGAAGUGGAUAUGGCCACGAUGGUCAACUUACCUACUGAAGGAAAAGAAAUUACCAAGACACUGGACUCAACUCUUCUAGAGAGCAGCAGGGAACUUGUGAGAUUUAGACAGUUUGAUAUGGUUAACGACUGCUCGGAUCAUCGUUUCCUUUCUUUGGAUAAUGGGUUGGCACAAUCUCAGUUCACGAAGAGUUGGGUGAAGAAUGUCCAGCAAGAAUGGAGCAAUUUGGAGGCAAAUCUUCCCGACACAAUAUACGUGCGUGUGUAUGAGGAAAGGAUGGACCUACUGCGUGCAGCCCUAGUUGGUGCCCCUGGAACACCAUACCACGAUGGACUUUUCUUUUUCGACAUUAUGCUUCCACCUCAAUAUCCUCAUGUGCCACCAAUGGUACAGUAUCAUUCAGGUGGGAUGCGACUAAAUCCUAACCUGUACGAGUCAGGAAAAGUCUGCCUGAGUCUGCUGAAUACAUGGAAUGGCUCUGGCACUGAAGUAUGGAACCCGGGGAGCUCCUCCAUCCUUCAAGUUCUUCUUUCAUUUCAGGCUCUUGUUCUGAAUGAGAAGCCUUACUUUAACGAAGCUGGCUAUGAUAAGCAGCUGGGACGAGCUGAGGGAGAGAAAAACUCAGUGAGUUACAAUGAGAAUGCAUUCCUCAUCACUUGCAAAUCCAUGAUCUCAUUACUCCGCAAGCGCCCAAAGCAUUUUGAGGUGCUUGUGAAGGAUCACUUCACAAAACGGGCCCAGCAUGUUCUGGCUGCGUGCAAGUCUUAUAUGGAAGGUGUCCCUGUAGGAUCAUCAGUGAACAUGCACGAAAGCUCAACCACAAAUUCCACCGGUUUCAAGAUCAUGCUCUCCAAACUCUACCCAAAACUUGUGGAAGCAUUCUCAGAGAUUGGAGUUGAUUGCGGCCAAGAGGAUUGAACUGGAAUCAUAAAGGUCGGUUAUGUUCUGAUGUCAUAUCAUCUUCCUAACAUCCAAUAGUUGCUGUAUAAUAUCAGUUUGCGAGGUGGGUAAUACCUUCCCCAUGUAGAAUAUGUUUUGUACUUCAAGGUGUGAGAAUAAAACUGCUGUAAAAUAGGCUCAUCUUGUAUGAUAAUCUCAUCUUGUAUAAUAUCCAAGGGUUCUAGUUUUGCAAGAACUAUGUACCAUAUUGUAUAAUAAAAAUUAAACACUCGUGUUUGUGUGUA